Messenger RNA from Ricinus communis (castor bean), 1194 nucleotides. RefSeq names its product WEB family protein At3g51220. NCBI's taxonomy places the organism in Eukaryota, Viridiplantae, Streptophyta, Magnoliopsida, Malpighiales, Euphorbiaceae. The transcript has a single exon. Bases 245 to 985 code for a protein of 246 amino acids. The record is from RefSeq and is a predicted model, not a curated record.
CUACGUCCAUUUCCAAACUCUCUUUUUUUGAUACUGUCUUAACCUUGAAACAACAGCCUUCUCUCUUCUCUAAUGUCUCCUCUUCCUUAUCACUCUUUCUUGUGUAAUAAUCUUUUGAAGUAAAAGCAAAGAUAACCCAGACCAGACCAAACCCAUUCUCAAAUAUGCCCUAUACUCUCUUACCCCUCUUCCAAAAUACACAUUCAGUACACUCCUAUUCUCUCUUUCUUUCUUUUGCUUCACCAUGGAAACCCCGACCACUCUUUCUCCAGAAAAACCUAACAGAGACUAUAGCUCCUUAGUUGACACUUCUCGCCCUUUUCGCUCCGUCAAAGAAGCCGUCGCCAUUUUCGGGGAACGGAUUCUUGUCCGAGAAAUUUACUCUCCGAAGCCUUACUAUACGCCUCCUACUCCUACUACUCAAGACCAUGCAUGGAUGUUCUCAUCUCCAACUACUCCAGUAAGUACAAUAAACCCUAACAAAGAAUAUGACCAUGAAAACAACAGUGAGUUCUUUGAUACUUUAAAGAAACUCGAGACUGAGCUUGAGGAAACAAAGGUGGAGCUGAAGCUGCUGAAGGAGAGGGAAUCGGAGACAGAAAUUGCGGUGGCUUCUUUGAAUGCUGAGCUUCACAAGAACAUGUCUAAGUUAGCUGAGGCAGAGGCAGCAGCAGCGGCUAAGAAGGGGGCGGCGAUGUCUCGAAGGGUGAGUUUCGAAACGGGAAAGAAAGAAGGUGCUGUGAGAGAGGAAGAGAAGAAGAGAGAAACGCUGAUAAGGAUGGAGAGUUCGUCGUCUUUAGCUCAUAUAUUGAGUCUUGGAGAAGAGAAGAAGUAUUUAAGAGGGAAAAAAGAGAAGAAGGAGGUGACGAAGAAGAAGCCUAUUGUUCCUCUUCUUGGAGAUUUGUUCUUCUUCAGGAAAAAAGGGUCAUCGAACAAGACUCUUAAUAAUAAUCCUCUCUAUGCAUCUCCUCAUGGUGUGUUUUAAUUAGGGAAGUUUGUAAGAAGAUUUUAAGUUCGUGAAUGUUUCAGGUUGAAUUUAAUUAAUUUCUGUUGAGUUUUGUAUUGCAAAUGUUGUCUUUUUACUGUUUGUAUCCGUCUUUGUAUCUGUAAGAAACUUUUCGUUAUUGCUUCUUGUUACAAGGUUUUGCAGGCCAGUCAUGCAGACAAAGAAUUUGGGUUCUCUUUUUCCAUUCA